CACGACUAAAUGAUGUACGCGUGCAUUUAAAAGUGCAAAACUUUGUGAACGUUUGCGAAUUUAUUGGAUUACUAUCAAUCCUGCCAAAUCAGGGACUUGGAUAAUAAAAUGGAUUUGAGGAUUAUUUUCCCAGUGUUAUCAAUGCUGUCUUCUGGAAUUUUUGAAUUGGUCACCCCAGCAUCUUUGAGUCAAGGGACAACAUCAGGCACGCCAACCUCUGUGCAUCACUCCAGGACUAAGCGAUGCUCCUGCGCAAGUUUUCUGGAUAAAGAGUGUGUCUACUUUUGCCACCUGGACAUAAUAUGGGUCCACACGCCAGAGCGAAUCGUGACAUAUGGACUUGGAAAUGCUCCACGCAAGAAGCGUUCGGUCACAGAACCUGUUGUGCCCAAACCACGCUGCAAGUGUGCAGAUAGCCAAGACAAAACAUGUUCUUCAUUCUGUCAACUGAACAAUGCAUUACGGUACAAGGCAGCAUCAGACAGGGUGAUCCCUGCCGCCCCGGGACAGCAAUGCAAACACAACCUGGCAGCCCAUCAGAGGACGAUUAGACGGGUGAAAAACACCGAACAGAUCAGCGAUGUUCCCUCCAGACUGAGGGCCGUCAAGAAGAUCCGUCUUCUCCUGGAGAAAUCUCGAGUGAGGUGGCACCACAGGGCCCGAUCAUGGGAGGCUGAAAAUGCUUCCUCCUAGAGACCGGCAUCCGUUUUUACACUUCGUUGAUCCACUUUAUGCAAAAGGAUUUAACUGAAUGUUGUCCUCACUGGAAUACCUGAAAAUACAUCCAUCUUGGAUUCGGAUGUGUCUGGGGCUAGUCAGCGAAUCAGUGAGGGCGUGCCAACCUCAGAAGGAGAUGCUGUCUGAACCAAACCAAACCUCAAAGUAUCUACUAACCUCUGCCAAAUGAUCUGAUGUAGGACUAGAACUCUUAAGCACAUGGGAUAUUUAACCCGAGAAACCACUACAUCCUCCAAAUGGGACUUUAGAAGGAACGUUUAAGAUUGAACUGACCUAAAGACCUUGCAUGGAAGAUACUUCUCUCAUGGGAUGACUAUGCUGUAAUUCAAUUAAUCAAACAGAGCUAUGGAUUCAGACACUUACAGACCACAGAAACCAAAGGCAAAAUGCCCCAUUAUGGAACAUGACCAUUCAAACACUACAAGCCAUAGACACUGGUGAAAGAAUAGCUCUGGUGUAAUAUGUGAUUAACUUUAUACAGUGUAAAUUAAGCUCUGAAAUUCCCUCGUUGCAUAUGGUUAUUGUUCAUACAUGUCAAAUAUGUAUCUUUAAAUAAGCCAUAUUGGCUAAAGAGAUUUUCAACAAUAUUUCUAUGAAAUUCUAACAUUUUAUUGCCAUUAUUGUGGUAUGUGUUGUUGGGUAAUAAAUCAUAUGCAUUAUUUAAACAACCCCAGUCGCUUGUCAUUUUUCAUCUGUUUUUAAAAACAAGGACUUUUAAUGUGCUCUAACAAUAUUUAAAACUUUGUAUCUGUGCAUAAAUGUAGU
Molecule: messenger RNA, 1503 nt
Organism: Xyrauchen texanus (razorback sucker)
Lineage: Eukaryota; Metazoa; Chordata; Actinopteri; Cypriniformes; Catostomidae
Product: endothelin-1-like
Exons: 5
Coding region: 109-693 (194 amino acids)
Biological process (GO): regulation of vasoconstriction; vein smooth muscle contraction; regulation of systemic arterial blood pressure by endothelin
Cellular component (GO): extracellular region
Molecular function (GO): endothelin A receptor binding; endothelin B receptor binding; hormone activity
Source: RefSeq, a predicted model, not a curated record